Pongo pygmaeus (Bornean orangutan) is the source of this 7481-nucleotide messenger RNA. RefSeq names its product rotatin (gene RTTN). The record is from RefSeq and is a predicted model, not a curated record. Gene Ontology annotation, cellular component: centriole; ciliary basal body; centrosome. The transcript has 49 exons. The coding region runs from base 442 to 7134 and encodes 2230 amino acids. NCBI's taxonomy places the organism in Eukaryota, Metazoa, Chordata, Mammalia, Primates, Hominidae. Gene Ontology annotation, biological process: ciliary basal body organization; centriole-centriole cohesion; centriole replication.
GGCGGGGCUGCUGCUGGGGCCUCUGCAGCCCGCGCUGGGUUCCCGAAUUCCCGCGCUGUAAGCCGGAACCCCAGGCCAGCGGGCGCCGCCGCGGGCCCGGAGAUCGGUGCAGGACGCACGACCGAGCCAGAACUACAACUCCCGACGUGCGCGGCGGCCAACGCUGGUUCUACCCCUGCUUGUUGCUUUUUUUUCCCCCUCCGUUUCUUGCGACGGAGACUGCUGUCCAGGAAGUGCGCAGUAGUGAUUCUAGAGAGGCUGGAAGUUCUCCUGGCGUCGCUGGGGCCGCGAAGGGCUCAUGUAAUGCCUCCUACUCCCGGUGAGCGCAGGCGUUGCGGAACUCACCGUCCCACAGGACGUGUUUCCGGGGUACAUUAAUUGUGGCUGGACGCAGUGGCGCGGCAGUUUAAUUCUCCGGCGGCUGCAGAUUGAUGGGACGAGAUGGUCCUGGCGGGGCUCAUCAGGAAACUCGGUCAUCAGCUGGCCGAGAUCAGGGAGCGCGCUCUCAAGAGUAUUCUCUGCAAGAUUGAGCACAACUUAAUCUGCUACGCUGAUCUCAUUCAGGAGAGGCAACUUUUUCUUCAUUUGCUGGAAUGGUUCAAUUUCCCGUCCGUUCCGAUGAAGGAAGAGGUUCUGAACCUGUUAAGCAGAUUGGUUAAGUAUCCCCCAGCAGUCCAACAUUUGGUUGACUUUGGUGCAGUAGAGUUCUUAUCUAAGCUUCGGUCUAAUGUGGAGCCAAAUCUGCAGGCUGAAAUUGAUGGCAUUUUGGAUGGACUUUUUAUUCUUCCUUCGGAAGUUCCUGCAGUAUCUUCUGCCUCAUACCAAACCAAUCAAACUGAAUUGUCAAAAAACCCUGAAAUCUUAACAGGAUAUUUUCCCCAAGACAAAAGUAAUUUGCAGCAGAUGGAGGUGCCGCCACGACCAGUGGUAAAUCAGACUGUGAAGUGCUUGAAGUUUUCUAUAUUUCCUUGGCUACCCCUGACCACCACAGACAGACAUGUCCUCUCCUCUAAUGAAAGCUCUUUAAGAAGUAGUAACCACACUUUAAUCUGGAACACCUGUGAACUAUUGAAGGACGUUAUCAUGCAAGAUUUUCCUGCUGAGAUUUUCCUUCAAAGACCAAAAAUUGUUCAGAGCCUUUUAUCUCUGUUGAAACUGGCCUUUGGAGGAGAUGGAAAGCAUCGCCUGGCAUUACAGUCAGUGUCCUGCCUGCAGCAGCUGUGCACGUAUUUAAGAAACAGACUUAACUUUCACCGAGAUCCAGGUUUUUUCUCCAAUAAACAGGACACAGUUUCCCAAAAUUCUUCUUUGUCUUAUUGUCAUGAAGCAAGAGGUACUCAUCAUUCCCAGAAUCCUUCCCCAGGAAGCAGCAGCCCUCGGCCUUCUGUGGUUGGGCGCACAGGCCAGCGACCCAGAGGAGAUGGCCAGGACUGGGAUGCAGCGUCCUCUAGUGGAAGUAGCAGUCAUGCUCACGUAAACUCCAGGAUAUCCGUUCAUUCACCUUUGGAUAUGGGACACAUAGACCUACCAGAGCUGGAAACUGAAGACACAUUGGAACUACAAUUCCAGCAGCUCAGUCUUCCCCAGUUUUGUGUCUCCAUUCUGGAAUCAGCUGUUCCUCUCUUAAGAACAGGUAGCAGACAAGUGAUAAUAAGAGUUCUGGAAUUGCUUGCAGAGGAUAUGACACUUAUUGGUGAAGCAAUUUCAACAGAUAUCUGGGAUGACAGCAGCCUUUUUGGUAUAGAUAUGAAAGAGAAACUACUCCUGGUGUUGGGAGCCCUUGGAGAAACCAUGUGCUACCAUAAAAGUAGUGUCAGUUUAGAGCGACCAGAGGUGAUGCUCGUGCACCACAGAAUGGCCUUUCUCAGCACUUCCCUGUUUGCAGUUCGACUGCUACAAACGCUUCUCCCUGUUGAAAAGGUGAGGCAGGCAAGCGAGUUUUUACCAGAGCCUAUGUCAACAGCAUUAUUUCUCCUUUCUUUGGACAUGCCUAUUUCUUUGGAAUAUCCAAAUAUUCAUGAAGCUGUUGUGGCCUAUUUGGAACAGCUGAGUUCUGAAAACUACAGUAUUUAUAAACGAACUGCAGAGGCCGCUUAUUCAAUUGAAUGCACCUGUAACUUCCUGUCUGAUAUUGGGAAAGAGGGAGAGAAGAAUCUCUUAGAAUUAGUGGAGCUGGCAGACCAAGCCUUGCGUAGCUUUUCCUAUCAUCAGCAUUUCCCCCUAAUAAAGGAAAUCAUCAGCAUUUGUUCAAAGAUCUGGAAAUCUGCUCAGGCCAGUCCAUUACUACAAGGAGAAAGUCAGAAGGUGCUUCUCCAUAUGUUGUCUCACCCGUUGCCACAAGUGAAAGCUGAAACUUACCGCUGCUGUCUGGAAAUCACGAAGGAAUGUUUAGGUGUCCAUAAUGUCACUAAACCUGUGUCUUCACUUUGCAAUGGAAUUCAUUUUCUACUUCAUCCGAAAGUUCUGUAUGAAAUCUCUGUAUUCGGCAUUCAGGAGCCCAAAAGUGAGGUGAACACUGCUGCCAAGGCCAUUCUGUUAUACCUGCUUCAGGGACGAUUGAUGAUGACAGCACUGACCUGGAACAAGUUUAUUGAAUCUCUCUGUCCUGUCAUCCCAAUACUACAGGGCUAUGCCGACACAGAAGAUCCUUUGGGUAACUGCAUUCUCCUUCUAAGCAAAGCAAGUUCUGACACAGAAGAGAUUCUUCCGUGUACUACCCGAUUAAAGUCCAUGCUGCGACUUUUGCUAGUGAAAAAGCCAUCGGUCCGUUCACUAGCAUUAAAGCUUUUAGCAUUCCAUCUUACCAGUGAAGAAGGGGCUGAUACAAAGCGUCCUCUAAUAGAUGCCAGAGUUCUCUCCAGAGUUACUAAUUUGUUCAUUGUGAAGAAACCUAUUGAACUCAAACUGGAUGACAGAAGAGAGCUGGUUAUUAAGUUGGAGACUGUUGAAAAGGUAUAUGAAAUCUUCACCUCAGAUGAUGUUGAUCUCGUUUUGAGAAAGUCAGCUGCUGAACAGUUAGCCGUGAUUAUGCAAGAUAUUAAAAUGCAUGCUGUGGUGAAAAAGUUAUGCUUAAUUGACAAAAUAAUUGAGUAUUUAAAUGAAUGUGUGAGUCAAGAUGGCAAGGUUGUAGAAUGUUUGGUACAACCAUGCCUCACACUCUUGAGGAAGGUUUUAUGUGGCGAUCCAGUCAUACGUGUUUCGCUCUCGCAACAGUCUUCUCUUUUGACCCUGUUAUUCAGAGUUUCCUUAAUAUUUCAUGAAGAUUGUACUGUCGUGACUGAAGUUGGAGCACUAUUUUGUCUUCUAUUAUUUGAUGAAGUAUCAAGAAUGGAUAUGUGGUCUGUUAAUCCUUCCAAUAAACCUUCUUUGCCAUCAGUCUUCAGUUUGCCUGUUUCCGUUUUUAGAAGGUAUCAUCUACCUGUUCAUGUAAUUGGACACCAUGCUGUGAGUCCUUACUCCAUAGUUUUGCCCUUAUCUGCUGAUUGUUUGGCCUUGAAGCCGGUGUCAGAUAUGCUGAGAAUAGCUUGGAACCUGUCAUGGUAUCAUGGGAGUGAUAAUCUGUUGAAGCAAAUGAACUCGGAAACUAAAACGCAAGAAAUUUUAGAUGCAUUAAAGUUAUCCACAGAGGACAUCCUCACUCUGAAGAUAACACACGUGGCUAGUGGGCUGCAGGACUGCCUCCAUUCCAUUGUUCAGGCUGCAACCCACAGGGAAGUUAGGGCUGCUGUCACCAGGAUGAGUUUUUAUCUUCUGAAUGACAGAUUGUCUUUAAAGGGUUGCCCUGGUCCAUGUGGGGUUACCUUGAAGUCCUUGGCUUGGCACACCGCACUAAACAGGUUUUUACAAGUGCUUCCUGCUUGCACUGAAGAUGAGAAACUGCUGAUAGAUAUCGUACAUUUUUUAAAUAAAUUAAUAAAAGAACAAAGAAAAAAUUCUUCAUUAGAACUUCUAAACUGGAUUCUCGAAUUACUUCUUAGACAUAGUGCAAACCCACUGUUAGACCUCUUGGUUCUGACAGAGUCACAGGAACGAGAAGAAACAGAUGAUAUUCGGACUGCUGUCAGGCAACAGCUUCAGAAAGAACUGAUUGCUCUUUUUGAUACCUUGCUGCUCAAUUUCAUGGAAGUUACUGACAGGAAAUGCUCGGAACUUCUUUACGUUUUUCAAACGCAGCUGGCUCUGAAACUGCUCCAGUGUCUGAAAGUGACGGAUGCACCUCAUUUCUAUGGCCUGCCAUCCCUUGAGCGGACCUUACGAGGGAUGGCUAACCUCACUGCGUUUCCGGGAUGGAGCUCACACUCUCCUCUCACAAAGCCUCUAGAUAUCUGUGUGAAGUACUUGUCAGGUCUCCUUGAGGUCAUUACUUCUUUUUAUGUGGAGCGUGGAGGAAAUGCUAUGUCCUUCAUGGGAAAAGGUGUUACAAAGAGCACAAUUCUUUGCUUGCUUCACUUAUCCCAUGAGAUGAUGGCCCAGGCUGGGAGCUCGGAGUGGAUGUCACUUUGGUUCUUGCCUUUGGGUAGUCAUAGUGAAGAACAUAUUCCUACUCAACAAGGAUUGGCUUGGUUGAUUCCAUUAUGGGUUGACCGGGACCCAGAGGUGAGAUUCACUUCACUGGGAUUAGGAUCAGCACUGACCACCCUUGAAACUGGCUGUGUGGCCUUAGCAAACAGUUGUCAGAACAUUUCCGGUGGGCUCUGGGGAACUGUGGUGAACAUUCUUCUGGACCAGUCAGAAUGUAGCAUGGUGCGCCGGGAGGCUGCAUUUAUUCUUCAGAAUCUCCUUGUAAUUCCAAUGCCUGCAGAAAUUAUAAAGGAUUAUACUUGGCAGGGUCCCUGUGUCCAUGAUGAGGACUCUGGCCUAUCGCUCAUUGGAAAACCUGCCCUUCAGGCUCUUUUAUAUCACUGCCAUUUUUAUGAACAUUUGAAUCAGAUGGUAAAACAUUGUUACCUAGGACGGUGUAUGUUUGAUUUGAAUUUUUCUGCUUUUGAUAGAAAUUCAGAAAGCAAUGAUUUAAAUGGUUUAGAUGACUCAUUCAAGUUUUGGAGGGCUCCAUCUAGGAUAAGUCAGGAUCGAGAUCCAGGUUCUCUCUCCACCUCAGAAACAACGGUGGCACCUUCAUUGGAGAGUACUGAAUUUCAGCCGCUUGUGCAGUCAACAACACUUCUACCUGAAGCCUCCCAUGACCCGUUUGUGGCUCAAGGUCACCAGGAAAGUACAUCACCACGGCCACCUCAUGAUUCAUCUCUUUCUGCUCCCCUGCCCAAACUGUGUGUUUUUGUUACUCCAUCUCUUCUUUCAGCAAUGUGCAGCCUCUUGGACAACCUCUUGACGAUUGCUCCCAGAGACACUGCAAAGGCUUUUCGACAAGUUCAUCUCAUAGAACUUCUCUGUAGCAUUGCAGAUGCUACCCUCAUACAGACAUGUGUCCAGGAACUCAGAUCCCUGCUGCCUUCAUCACCUCCAGCUGAACACACUCAGGCUCAGGUUUCCUUUCUCCUGGAAUACCUAUCCUCUUUGUCCAGGCUUCUGCAGUCAUGUUUAUUGGUGGAGCCUGACCUUGUGAUUCAGGAUGAGCUUGUGAAACCUCUUAUCACCAAUAUCAUUGGAAUUCUCACCAUAUGUACCAAAGAUGUAUUAGAUAAAGAGUUAAUAUCAGCUUUUUAUCACACAUGGACACAUUUAUUUAAUCUUCUGGCCAUGCUCCUGAGGAAAGCCGGUGCCGUCACACUCCCGUCUGUUACCGUGGCCCUGGCCAAGCACUGGACAGUGGCGAUUGAUAUGUUCUGCAAAUGUGCAGGCUUGUCUGCCACGUGUCCUGCCCUGUAUACUGCCAGCUUGCAAUUCCUUUCUAUUCUCUUGACCGAAGAAGCAAAAGGGCAUCUCCAGGCUAAGAGCAAAACACAUUUAUGCUGUAGUCCAACAGUGGCUUCACUUCUUGAUGACACUCAGGAAAAUCAGAAAUCUCUAGAACGACUUAGUGAUGUAAUUCUUCAGUGCUAUGAAGGGAAAUCCUCCAAAGAUAUCCUGAAAAGAGUAGCUGCAAAUGCAUUGAUGUCACUUCUGGCUGUCAGUAGAAGAGCACAGAAACAUGCUUUGAAAGCCAAUCUUAUAGACAACUGCAUGGAGCAGAUGAAACACAUAAAUGCACAACUGAACCUAGAUUCUCUGAGGCCUGGGAAAGCAGCAUUGAAAAAAAAGGAGGAUGGUGUUAUUAAAGAGUUAAGCAUUGCCAUGCAGCUCCUAAGAAACUGUCUUUAUCAAAAUGAGGAAUGUAAAGAAGCAGCUCUUGAAGCUCACCUUGUCCCUGUGUUGCACUCUCUCUGGCCUUGGAUUUUGAUGGAUGAUUCAUUGAUGCAAAUUUCUCUGCAGCUCCUUUGUGUCUAUACUGCAAAAUUUCCAAAUGGUUGCAGUUCUCUUUGUUGGUCAAGUUGUGGGCAACACCCUGUUCAAGCUACACAUAGAGGAGCCGUGAGCAACUCUCUGAUGCUGUGUAUCCUAAAGUUGGCUUCCCAGAUGCCACUGGAGAACACCACGGUUCAGCAGAUGGUUUUUAUGCUUCUUUCAAACCUGGCCUUGUCACAUGACUGUAAAGGAGUAAUUCAGAAGAGUAACUUCUUACAGAACUUCCUCUCUCUAGCAUUGCCGAAAGGAGGAAAUAAACAUCUCAGUAAUCUGACUAUUCUUUGGUUGAAGUUACUCCUGAAUAUAUCAUUUGGAGAAGAUGGACAACAAAUGAUUCUGAGGCUUGAUGGCUGUCUAGACUUACUAACAGAGAUGAGCAAAUACAAGCACAAGAGCAGCCCUUUAUUGCCUCUUCUUAUCUUUCAUAAUGUUUGCUUCAGUCCUGCUAAUAAACCCAAGAUCCUGGCUAAUGAAAAAGUCAUUACUGUGCUUGCUGCCUGUCUGGAAAGUGAGAAUCAAAAUGCUCAGAGGAUUGGAGCAGCUGCGCUUUGGGCUCUGAUAUACAAUUAUCAGAAGGCAAAAACAGCUUUGAAAAGCCCAUCAGUAAAAAGAAGAGUGGAUGAAGCAUACUCCUUAGCAAAGAAAACUUUCCCAAACUCAGAAGCAAACCCUCUAAAUGCCUAUUACUUGAAAUGUCUUGAAAACCUCGUGCAACUCCUUAAUUCUUCCUGAGUGCCAUGAGAUGCUACACCUUGAAGCUGACAGUCAUCAACAGGGGAGCUAAAGUUGAAGCCAGCUGUGUGUAGCAGCUGUUACCUGAAGACAUGCUACCUCUCUACAAAGUGUUGAUCCCCUUCUUUCCCAUCAGAGAGAGAACUGGUGAUACUCCAACACUGUCCAGUCGUGGCAGCUCUCCAGAAGUAAUAGCAGCUGACAAGUUUCUGUGCCUUUUCCUUUCUGUUGAAAAGGCAUAGAAAGUUCUGGGAACAUAAACAUUUUUACCCUUUUCUAUGCCAUUUAUUUUGUAAAAAUCCUAUUUAACAGUUAUUUAAUAAAACAAUAUUUUUAGAAACUAAAAA